Echinostoma caproni is the source of this 360-nucleotide messenger RNA. NCBI's taxonomy places the organism in Eukaryota, Metazoa, Platyhelminthes, Trematoda, Plagiorchiida, Echinostomatidae. The record is from the annotation of a GenBank genome assembly.
GCUCCUUUGAAACAACAUAGACGAUCCUCCCUGGAUAAUGCAUCUAAAACCGUUCCGACCGCUACGGAUUCCGAUAUAACCGAUGUCGGGAAUACUGCCAUACAGGAACCGCUUCAAGAAAAUGGAAAUCACAGCGCUGAACUGUAUCGGGAACAUCUUUCCAAGGCCUCUGAAGUGUGCAGAAAGAAUGCAAAAUUUGAUUUCUUCCAGCUGUUGGAUGCGAAGUCCCACUCUGCCGCUUGUAUGCUCGGUAUUGACGAGGCAGGUCGUGGACCGGUGCUUGGUCCAAUGGUAUACGCCUGUGCCGUGGCUCCCAUCAAUCGCUUGAAUCAGUUAAAAGCUCUUGGGCUCGCAGGUUAG